Messenger RNA from Pieris napi, 2076 nucleotides. RefSeq names its product hyccin (gene Hyccin). Gene Ontology annotation, cellular component: plasma membrane. The coding region runs from base 376 to 1863 and encodes 495 amino acids. Gene Ontology annotation, biological process: phosphatidylinositol phosphate biosynthetic process; protein localization to plasma membrane. The transcript has 7 exons. Lineage: Eukaryota; Metazoa; Arthropoda; Insecta; Lepidoptera; Pieridae. The record is from RefSeq and is a predicted model, not a curated record.
UUAAAUUGUACGUAAUACUGUUAUUAUUUUUAUAUUAAAAGUAACUAAUUAUGUAUUUAACUGUGUCUAGUUAUUAGAUUAUUUAAAAUAUUACUAAUCAUGGAAAUUAACAAAGAUCUUUAAAUUUUCAAAAAACCUAAAUCGUUUUGUAAGUUUCUAUAUAACUAUUUAUAACUUAAAAACAACCAAUAACUUUAAACUCAAAAAAGUUUGCAGGGAAGUAAAUUACAGAAGCACAAAUAGAAUACACCAAUGUGACUUAGUAUGUAAUGAGUUAAUAGAAAUUCUCAGCUCAGUAGUACCCUAAUAAAUCUUUUUCUCCAAACUAAAUUCGUUUAGAAGUGUGGAUCUUGCUUAUUAACAAAGGUUAUCAAAAUGGCUGAUGGAAAACAUUUAAUAAAAGAGUGGCUUAGUGAAUAUUCUUCAUUACAAGAACACGAAAUAAAAAGUUUUGCUGCAGAACAUGAACAUAAUCAUGAAAUUGCAACAGCUAUAUUCAAUUUAUUAUAUAAUGAAAAUCAUACAGAAAAUCCAACAUUGAGUCAAGAUGUAUGUGAAGAGAUGCUAGAAAACGUCUGUAUGCAGUUGUUCAGUUUCUACAGAUCCAAAGAGACAGAAUUGCAAAGAUUUACAUUACAAUUUGUUCCAAUCUUUAUUUAUAUUUAUCUAAGCUCUGUUGCUGUAGGUAAUACCAAAUCUAUAAGAUGUAUAGAAACAUUACUUAUAGGUCUAUACAAUUUUGAAGUGGUAGAUGAAAAUGGAAAGCCCAAAGUUGUCUCCUUCAGACUGCCCUCUUUAGCACAAGCCUCCAUCUAUCAUGAGCCCCUAAGCUUAGGCUCUCAAUUUCUAACUGAAAGUGCCUUACGGAGGUGGGAAGAAUGUAACACAAAACUUGUAAGUUGGGGACCUUUAUCUCAAGUAGAAAUACUCAACGCUCAAAAUCGAUUAAAAGUGAUGGCUGCACUUUUAUUUAUUUAUAACAGACAUCUUAGUUUGUUGCCUAAACUUGCAUUGAGAUAUUUUUGCAUUUCAGCAUCCAGAAUAGUCACACAAGGCUUUAAUCACAAAACUGGACCAUCCAAAACUAAGUCCAUCCAAAGGAUUCCUGUAUCAUCCAAUUUCCUUUUAGAAAUGAUUGAGGGUGCAUAUUUUGCUAUGUUUAAUGAAUUCUACACAUUAGCUCUACAAGCAGUUCAAGAUAUAGAUGAAAGAGCUCAGUAUGAACUUCUUCCAGAUGUUAUGCUUGUUACAAGUGCGGUUAUAAAUUCACUAAAUAGUAAUCCUUCAGGACAACCUUGCGAUGGUCCAAUGGGCAUCAGUGUAGCUUUAUCACCAGCAACAACCACAGUUACUAUGUCAAAAUCUAUGAUAACAAAUGCCUCCUUUCGGACUAAAAAACUUCCAGAUGACAUUCCAAUACAAGCUGGCCAGGUGGUACCUACAGAUUCAACAGAUAUACUGACAUCAAUAACAGAAGAAGGGGAGGUAGAAAAUGCAGCACCAAUGCAAAGAGGAGCUCAAGUAAGAAACUCUAAGCCGAAAUUAAGUGCAUUUCCGGUUUUGGGUAAGAAAACAAAAGACCCCAAAGAAAAGAAUACAAAUACAAGUGAUAAAAAAAGUAAUAUCAAGGAAGCUUCAAAAGGCAAAUGGAACUCUAUAAGUGGGGGUGGCGACAUGGUGGAUGCUCAACAAAAGUCAGGGAGUUCAGAUAUUGAUGGAAAUGGCAGUCAAAAAGAUGAAAUAUCCAUGACUUCUGUUCAAAACAGCACAGAGACAUCUGAUUCACGUUCACAAGUAACUACUGAUUCUUUGGAUAUAGAAACAGGAUCACGAUUUUCUGCAAUGCAAGUCAGCUCUGUUUAAGUCAUUGUUGACUAAAGUGUUAAUUUUAUAGGCAUAAAUAAUGUUUCACACUUAGAUGUAGUAUGAUUACAAUUUCAUAAAUUAAAUGUUGGUUGGUUGUAAAGGUAUAAAAACAUUUUGAGAUCUUGUAUUUAUCAUCCUAUUUUCUUUUCAGUAGUAAAAUGGUGUUGUGCUUAAGAAUAAGAAAUUAUGUGAAAUAAAUAAUGAAAAGGC